This is a messenger RNA of Macroventuria anomochaeta, 550 nucleotides long. RefSeq lists its product as uncharacterized. NCBI's taxonomy places the organism in Eukaryota, Fungi, Ascomycota, Dothideomycetes, Pleosporales, Didymellaceae. The transcript has a single exon. The coding region runs from base 94 to 438 and encodes 114 amino acids. The record is from RefSeq and is a predicted model, not a curated record.
UUGGUUUUUUUGGCAGCCCAAGCUCGAAGCAGAUCACCAAUACCCAGGGCAGGUGGCGAACGGCGUACGGCAUGUGCGGUCAUGUUUUAUUAGAUGUUUGACGUUUUUGGUAACGGGGCGGGUACGAUAUGGGAGGGAUCAGAUCAGUUGGCCGUGUCAGCGCUGGGCUAUGCGCUUCGGCCAACCUUGAAUCGAAAGAAUGCAAGCAAGUUCAAACGUCUCAACGCUGUCCUUAUGUGCCCCCGAAGUGGUGGAUUGGACAGUCUGUUACUUCUCACACAGGGCGAAGAGCACGCACGAGUCCCUUGUACGCCAUCGUUGCGAUUUUUUUCCCUUCUGAUUCUAGCGUUACAUCACCCACCGGGUCAACACUGCUCGAACAAGCGUCACAAGAGCAUGGAUUGCCCGGCAACAUGCUCGGAGAAUAGCAUAUCUUGAGAGGGUAUCAACCAUCGUACAAUGAAGAAGGAAACUACGUGAACAAACUGCAGAACCCCCGUCACUGGACAUGCAAGACGAAGUAGCCUAACAAUGACAGCGCGAGAACUCA